Ornithodoros turicata is the source of this 2797-nucleotide messenger RNA. RefSeq lists its product as uncharacterized. The record is from RefSeq and is a predicted model, not a curated record. Gene Ontology annotation, biological process: protein processing. The coding region runs from base 214 to 1212 and encodes 332 amino acids. The transcript is spliced from 3 exons. Gene Ontology annotation, molecular function: metalloendopeptidase activity. Gene Ontology annotation, cellular component: plasma membrane. Lineage: Eukaryota; Metazoa; Arthropoda; Arachnida; Ixodida; Argasidae.
CAGGGCGUCAGUCGUGACGUUGCCCACAUACGUGAGGCCGACAACGGCAAGCCCUAUCACCAUCACCACCACCACCACCACCUUAGUGGAUAACGGCCAUUUCCCCGAGGAUGAAGAAGAAGCAGAAGAGUAGACCUUGCAGAAAGCCGUGUUGAUUACUAUGAAAGAAAUGAUUACAGUUAAGCCAUCCAGGCUACCCUGCAUCAAGUCAUUAUGGCGGCCGUAACUCCAACGAGUCCAAAUCCAAAACCGCAGCCAAUGAAAAUCGUCCAAUUUGCUGUCAGGGCUCUGCAAUCCUUAUCACCACCUGCUCAUCCAACAGAUCCCCCUCGACCGUUUCCACGAAAGAAAAUCAUUGGAGUCGUCAUUUCUAUCAUCUCCCUUCUAUUGCUCGGAGUUGCCAUCUAUUUCACCAUUGGUGGCAGUACCGUCCGGAAAAGUGUCCACUACUCACUCUGCGAUUCACAAGCUUGCAGCGCACUCGAAAACAUGCUCCGUAAGACCAUCAGCCAACAAAUCGACCCGUGCAACAACUUCUAUGCCUAUGUCUGCGAUGGUUGGAACAAAGGGCAGUCCAAGUCUGUUUACCAGAACCAUGUGGAUAACUUUUUGGAGUUGCUAGCUGAAGGCCUUCAGGAAAAUGUUCCUCGCUACGACCAGAGUCCUGACCAGAAGGCGGCAGCCUUCUUCCAGGCGUGCAGGAGAGCUGCAGAUGACGAACGUGGAGACAUGUUGGGUUUAAGGCAAAUACUUCACACAAGCGACGUGCAUUGGCCCGUUAUUUCUGAGAAACCGGACGUCCUCAGAUCACUAGUUCGAUUUUACAAGUCUCUCAGGAUCAGGAACCUUCUGAACAUCGACAAGAACGAAGGCAGCUUGGUCAUAUCCGGAGGCGCUAUGUUAGCUAGUAAAUACCAGCGUAGAGCAACAUUAAUUAAAAACCCGGGAACGUAUGACUACAAGACUUACUACGAGACAUUUCAAAAUGCGACCAAAGGUAUCUACAUGUCAGAACAAAAAUUCCUUCCAUAUUCUGAAUUCGUGGAAGUUGAAGAUUCGAUACUUGGCAAUCUAACAAAUUACACCAAGGCAGCCGUCAAAAGCCUUCCGAAGAACCUGAGCGACCUGGCAAACUUAACGGCCGAGAUUCCUUACGAGCGCUGGUUAAAACUUGCGACACGAGAACUUGGCCUUUCCGCAAAUGCCCCGUGAACAUCAGCGACGGGGACAGCGAUUACAUCCGCGCGUUCAGCGGGCUUUUGAAAAUUAUCGAUGAAAAGUACCUGCACUACGAAGUAGGUUGGAUCAUGAUACAACAGUGCGCCACUUUCAUCAAUCGACAAGUCCUUAGUGCAUAUGUCGGCGACUUCGAGCCAUUCCAGCCGGGAGGCUUAGCGGAUAUAACAAACCGCGACUACUGCUUCGUGACUACAGAACACAUGCUGGGAUGGCCUGUCUACGCCAAUUUCUUGAAGGGGAACGUACUAGCGGAGUCGAUAAAGGACGUACGUAACAUUAUCGACGACAUUGGCCGCGUUGCUUUUCCUAAGAUAUACGGAAAGAUGACACCAGGUUCACCUUACACGGAUUCCGUCUUCCGGAAGAAGCUUGGUUUACUCACGACGUACCAAGACCGAUUUGAACACUUCAACUUCAGCGGCGCAUUUUCCAAGAUCGCCGAUAUGGGUCCUUACAUCUUCCAAAACUGGGAGGAAGUUAUUCGGGGCCUCCACACAUUUUGGAAAUUGAUCAGCACGCAUUUCAUGCCCAGGUUACUCGAAAGACAUCUAACGUAUAAUCUUUACAACGAUCUCGAAGGUACAUAUCUGCUGCCGCCCUACGCUAUGAUGAUGCCACUUUACGACCUUCACGUCAUCAAAGCGGUCAAGUAUGGUGCUUUGGGGUCCUUGAUCGGCUCGGCUGCUUUGGGAAUGUCCCAUUACUAUUGGUCGCUUAACGAAAGUAGAGACUGUAUCAUGAACACCUCUGCUGACGGCAACUUCAGUGAGCAGGUGCUUCAUCCAGCAGGUGCGGUACGCGUAACCUGGGAGGCGUACCGGAACUCUGUGGGUCCUGCUGACGACGUUCGACUGCGUGGUUUGCCUGACUUAACGUCUGCCGAGGUUUUUUUCGUGACCACAUGUUAUAUUCUGUGCGGCCUGCCUAAAGAAGCUCACCCCGAAUUCCGGUGCAACGAGCCCUUAAAACACCUCAAGGAAUUUUCUGAAGCUUUCGGCUGCCGACGGAAUACAGCUAUGAAUCCUGACGAGAAGUGCAAGCUGUUUCCAACGUCAUGAGCCUAAGCCACCUUUCUUACUUGCCGAUCGAUAUCGGCAAGUAUCGAUACCAUACUCUGAAAUAAUCUGAAUGGAGUGUCAUGUAACUCUCAAAUAUGUUCUCUUGAAGCGGUAUCAAUAACACAUAUAUUGCUUUUCUUUUCCUUCUUGGUCUGAUCUUUCGUCCAAUAGGUCACAUGAUCUGCUUAGAACGCAAGCGUGAACGAAAGGCUUCGCUUGGGAUAUUAAUCUUAUCACUACUCUAAAUAUCAGACAUUAGUCCUCAUCCCUUAGCAGGCUGGACAGCAUGCGUGACGUUCGAGAUGUAGUAUAUUUUUCAAUUUAUUCUUCCACUGUUUAUAGUAUAGUCCUUGUUUUUCAUCCACUAGUAAUCACGGUGCGCAUCAUCUUCCACAGCGACUUGUAGCGAACUGUAGGCUCGCCUUAGCUCCUCCGUGUUACGCGGUUGUUUCCAGAGCGCACCUAUGUUUGAAUAAAAUGGAACUCGUGUUGUGUUAUCA